AUGGUAACUACUCGUAAGACUUUGGAUGGUGAGAAAAUCGGCCAGCUCAUCGCUGGCUACAUCGACAUCAUCGUAAAGAAGAAGGCUAUGAAGGAUCACCUCGGAAUCGAAGGUGAUGAAGGAUCGACCAUGCUGGAAGAUGUGGUGGCUCACGGGCAGAUCGGAGCCGGACAGUACGCUCAGGAUGGCCAUGUGGCGCUACGUGGUGUGCUACGCACCCCGCAGCAGCAACCGCACGGUUACGGCUAUGGAAUCAAUGGUGCGCAAUAUGGAGCAGUCAGUGGUGAAAUCCAGUCACAGAGCAUGGCUAGGAGUUUGACCUAA
This is a messenger RNA of Ostertagia ostertagi, 324 nucleotides long. NCBI's taxonomy places the organism in Eukaryota, Metazoa, Nematoda, Chromadorea, Rhabditida, Trichostrongylidae. The record is from the annotation of a GenBank genome assembly.